Messenger RNA from Porites evermanni, 10507 nucleotides. The record is from the annotation of a GenBank genome assembly. Lineage: Eukaryota; Metazoa; Cnidaria; Anthozoa; Scleractinia; Poritidae.
CCCCAACCCAAUAACUCCCCCCGAAAAUUGGCCGGCUUACCACGUGGACAGUCACGUGCCACAUUUUCACCCAAGAUCCUUUGCGUACAUCAUAACACUUCAGCGUUCCACGUGGACGGAGCUUUCGUGAAGGAGGUGAUUUACUUUGGCAAUUAUUCCCUUUUUUCACUUGAAAUUUGCAAAGUAUUGUAUUAGUCACGUUACAAGUGUAAAGGGAAAAGCUUUCUCUUUUUUUUGUAGGUGUGUGAUGUCUCUCUGUCACCCUAAAUUAAUGGACACGCUGUUUAACAUGGCCCUAGCACCGACGGCUUUACAGAAUCGUCCGGCCAAGUAAGUUAUCUCUGUUUAAUCAUUUAGAAGGUAAAAUGUCAUGUCUUAACGUCAAUACAAAAACUUAACCAAACCGGCAAACAUUGUAUGGGUGACUCCAAUUUUAAGACAUUAGUUUGAAACUAUUUUCAUUGAAUUUGAAAAUCGGACACGCGGGCCGUUUUUGAAUUUCGCGGGUUUAUAUCUUUUUGUUUACCGGGGCUCAUGCUUUCACAUUCAUGCAGAACUGCCUCAGAAAAUUGGGAACAUUCAAAACAAGAACAUAAUAAAAAGCAGUCUACCCAAUUAGUUCUAGCCAGACGCCAUACAUGAUUUUUAUUGACUUGAUGCGAAAGCGUUGUCAAAUAAUAAAUGUAGAUGUAGAUAAUUUGUACUGUUUUUGUUUCAAGUAACUGUUUGUGUGACAAAGUAAUAACAGUCCAACCAUAUAAAUAGUAACUAAAAGGUAAGGCUACUUAAUACAGUGGCACAUCUGGAUUUUUUUUAGGGACAAUACUAUUUCUGAGUUAACAUAAUUUGUGGCUGAUUAUAUUAAUUUGUUUGUGUUACCGUUUCAUUAAAUUACACCAGUAUCAACAUGUGCUUUUGAAGCUAUCAUCGUGUCACAACAACAUAAAUGAUACAUUCUAAACAGUUUUUUUAUAAAAGUAGUUUAUUAUAAGUGGCAACUUGCCCUCUUCACCCCCCUGAUCAAGGUUGAAAGAAAAAGAAGUUGUUUAUCAGAUGUCCCAUGUUCAAGUUUGCCUUUCCCUGUGAAAGUGGCAAAAAUUGUUUUGUAUGCCAAAUACAUCACAGAACUUACAUAGAAUUCCUUUCCUAAAAACUUGCAAUUACAAAUCUUUAAAACUGAGAGCAUAAGCUUAAAGUGAAUGCUACUUUAAUAUGCUCAGCUGCUAUGUGGCAUUGAAUUAAUCCUUCUACCCAAAUGAGGACAGUACAUUGUAUCUUUUGUUUUGGCCAUUUGGCAAGUAGCUCCAAUGCUGUUGUCUCAUUUACGUGGACAUACAGUCGACUCCUGAUAACUCAAAACUUCAACGGAAAUCGAAAACAGUUCAAUUUAUCGGGAGUUUAAAGUAAAUAAUCAGAAGUAAGGAAAUGGGAUGGGGGAGGAAUGCAAGUAUCAUGUACUUCAAGGGCAGCAAGAGGUAUAUUGAUAUUUUGAAUAAGAAAUUGAGCAGCAAAGCUGGAUUAAUCAGUACAGUGCUAAACAUUGUAUUUGAAUUGGACUGACAAAAAAGUAAAGAAGCUUAAAGAGAAAUAAUACACAAUUGUUUUGAGAGAAAUUCAAUGUUUUGGACCGCAGUUCACUGCAUUUUUUUCAAAAUUACUGUCACAUGCUUAAAACAUGGUUUGAGUAUUGGAGGGUAAGAUUGUGUAGAAAUGAUCUGAAGGGAAACAAAAACUACUUUGAGUUAGCGGGAGGUUUGAGUUAUCAAGAGUUUGAGUUACCGAGGGUAAAAUACAGUAAAUGUAUGAAGGAAAUCCUAGGGAAAUCAUUGAUUUUGGUGCGAGUUAGCACAAGGUUCAAGUUAGCAAGGGUUUGAAUUACAUGUAUCAGGAGUUAACUGAAGGUCCCUCUUGCAUGGAAUCCUUCUUUGCAACAAAUUUUUUUCAACGCUAUUUAGUAUUGUUGGAUGGUUACUUAACAACAUACUAAAAAUCUGCCAAAAUCCAUUAGGUGAAGCAUGAAAAAAAUUAGCAAUAAAAAUUUUCAACUUUCACCACAGGAAACCCAAUUUCAGGAAAAUCCCCAAUUCAGACAAAAGUGUGAUAACUGAGUUUUUUUAAUAAGAAUCUUGUAUACAACAUCGCUAAUGUCUUUUGGGUAGUUUUGUUUUAAAAAAUGCUGAGUAAAUGUGUCUGAAAAACUUGGGUCAGUGUUUUGUCUUGACAGCUUUGCACAGGUUACACAGCCACAAGUCUGUCUUCGCAUUCUGUCUCUGUUUUUUUUUUCUGAUGAUGUUUAGAUGCAAAAUUGUAAGACAACUCAUGUUAGAUGUAACUGUUUAAAAAUAUUAAUAAUUGGUUUUUUUUGCUUAAUAGCCGAAAUGCAGUAUGUAUUUUAGCAGUUUUAGUGGCUGGUAUUUUAACUGCAACCUGCAGUCUGUUGUUUGUUGUAAAAUGACCAGACCUCAAUCUUAAGGUCUCUAUUGAUAGCAAACGUUUUUCAAGAAAGCAAAAUGUCUCACCAGACAAUGGUAUUCUAUUUGAAACUUUUCAUAUUACACCCAGGAGACAUAUUUAUUUGACACAAGCUGUUAUUUUGUCAUCUACCAGCAAUUUCUUCGCUACCAUUGCCACACUUUGUAACAAACAUGCAACCUCAAGUAAAAAAUAUGACUAACAAUUACUUUUUUCGCCUCCGCCAACACUCUAAUGGUUCUCUCAGGAAACGUAUGGUUUCUUCAGCGGGUUCAACUGAGGUCAUGUCUGUAGGUUGUACUUGGUUGAUUUUGAUCCAUCUUGUUGAUUUUGUUCUGUGGUAAUUAUGAUUGACAACUAACUUUCUCAGAAUGUACAUUUAUUAAUUUUUCCUGUCAUCCAAUUGGUCAACCUUGUUUAGGUGGCCCCGGUUAUAGUAGUCACUCUGUAACCUUUGCGCUCAGUUACGUGAAUUUAUGCUCUGCAUGGGGAGUUUCCAUCACUCCAUAGACUCUCACAAGAUUUUUUUACAUACGCAUUAUUUCGGCUUCCCAUAGUUAAUGUUUUCCUUGAUAAACUGCUUCCCUUUUAUAAAAUUUUGUUUUCUUGAAACAAAUUUUUUUUGGAACCAAAGUUCUCAUGCAUUGAAUGUUCCCUUAUCCUUUAUCAUUCUCUUUGCGAAGGUAACAGCGCUUUUCCUUAAAGAAAGACAUACAGUGAAACCUCUAUUAAGCAGACCCCCAAUUAAGCAGACACCCUCUAUUAAGCGGACACUAAGCCGGGUCCCAAAAUUAACGUCUUAUAUUUCCCUUUGUAACGAACCCCUGUUCAUCGGACACCUCUGUUAAGCAGAUGCAGACACUAAAAUAAAUAAUUUACAAAAUAAAAAAAUCUAUAGUACUGAAGUCGAUUAAUAAAGAUAAAUCAAUACAUUUAACUCUCAAUAAACUGUAGAUAAGACCGAAACUCUUGCACAAAGUACAGCACAGCUUCCUUAGCUUCCUUAUUAACAACAUGGAACUUUAUCACAGUACAAGGUAACCGUUGAAACUUAAUUGUUAACAAACAUUGCACAACUUUUACAAACCUCUAUUAAGCAGACACCCUCUAUUAAGCAGACACUUGGGAAGGUCCCGAAGGUGUCCACUUAAUAGAGGUUUCAAUGUAUUUCCUUCAGUAUCAAAUCAUAAGCAUUGAAGGUUUAGCUGCUCAAAAACUUUCCAUUGUUGUGGCUUCGCGCACGCUACUGGUGUACACCAGCGUAACACCGUGCCUUAUGCACAAUUUGUGCUCAAGAAAAGGCACGGUUUUUGUGCUAAAGCACGGGAAAAAAACAUGCAAAGGCACAGAUUAGGCACACUUUAGGCACAGUUAAGGCACGUUUUAAGUAUUGCUAAGGCACAUUUUAGGCACAGUUUUUGCACGGUUUAGGCACAAAUAUUCAACGCAGGGCACUUUUUUGAAAAUCUUUGUAACCCGACUUGCAAAAAAGAACAAACUUGGUACGAAUUUCAAAAAUAAUUCAGAUCAAACACGAUACAGUUUAUAGAAGAAUAGGAAGUGUAAGUUUUGAGCCGCAUCGAAAGUCGAGAAAAUUAAAGUAUUCUUCGACAGUCUGUGUUUACUCCAAGGAUAAAGUGGAAAUUCUCACGCGCACGCGAUAUAUGCGGUCUGAACCUUUUCGAUUGCCAUGCAGUUUUAUAGACUGGCUUUCUUUCGUUUCUAAAAGAAAUCGUGAAAGAAAGUCGAAACCAUAAUAACAAAAACAAAGCUAAAGAAGUAAGGCACAAAAAUAGCCACUAAAAGUCGUAGAAAAUACUUUUUGUGAUCGCGGUAAAGUUGGCCUGAAUUUGCAUAACAACAUGAAAAGUGGUAAUUUGAAACCUUCAUGCCAACGCCUGCUGUUUUUAAAAACAAAAUGCGGCUGCUUUUUAAAUAUAUUUCUCUAACUAAAAAAGUAGAAUUUACACUUAGUAGUAAAAUAAUUCAAGCUGCUUGUUUGUUUUUGUUUUCUGGCUCUGUUAGCAAAUUAAGCUUUGAUCGUAUAAUAAUCGAUGAGACGUGCCAAUUUUGCUUCAAAACUCAUUGGCGUGCAAUCAAUUUUUUCGUUGUCAUUUUAUAAGACUUAUGAUAUGACUUAGUCAUAUCACAAGUAAAUUCUUUUUUGAAUGCAAAUCUGCCCUCCUGAAGAAACAAAUAUUAUUAUUUUCGUUCCACCUAAACGCUCCGUUAAGAAGGGGAUAAGAAACCCACUUCUCAAACUCAUUAAUAAUUCAUUAAGAAAAUACAAAGGAAAUUAAUGUUUAAUGAGUGUUUGGAAAUCGGAUGAAACACUGCUUAGUAUUUGCAUCCUUAAUUUCUCCUUCAAAAAUGAUUUUGUUUGAGAAGAAAUAUCAAACAUUCGACACAGUGUUUCAUCACCAGAUGAAACACCUCGAAGUUCGUCAAAAAUACUCCGCUGCGCGUCGUAUUUUCAACUCUCUUCUCGGUGUUUCAUCUGGUGAUGAAACACUGCAUCUCAUGUUUGAUAUAUUACUUGAAAAUUUUUUAACAUCAGUGAAAUUCUUGAAUCGAUGAAAUUAUAUCAACAUGUAAUUGAGCUGAGCACUUGUUUUAAAUACGCUAACCUGUUUAAGAUUCCAUUUUCCUGUUUGUCGGGGCUUUCUCUGCUGUCUCUAACCGUAUUCUGAGUCAUGUUAUUUCUUAUUAGGGGAUAAAAAGGUCAUCAGACCGUGUUUCUAGACUUCGUAAACCUAAAACUGACAUAAUUGCUGUGCGCACUUUUCUUUCGCUGUGGAGCUUGAUAGGCUGAACACGAUUUCCGAGUGUCUCAAUAUUUUGGCACAACUUGUGCACAGAUUAGGCACAGUUUGGGCACAACUUAGGCACGGCUUAGGCACGUUUUUCAAAACUAAAAUGCACACUUUAUGCACAUCUUAGGCACAUUUUAGACACAAAAUCUUUGUGCCAAAGCACACACUAGAAUCCGAUUUUCGGUCCAACGCAUGGUUUACGAAUUUUCACCUUAAAAAAUGCUUUCUAACCUUAGAUUUUUGAUCUUACUGAAAAAUGGGUUUCCCGAAGUCUUAACAGUUAGUCUAUCAGGAAGGUUUAACUUAUGAGCAUUCCAAAAAUUAUUAUUUCUUCUCUUAACAACAAAAGAAAGUCAAUCAAAAGCAAUCUUUUAAAUUGACGUCCACGCUGCACAGAGAUCGGAUGUAGACAGAACAUCUUUCUGAAAACGCCUUAAACUUUGUUGUUUUGCCAUCAUGUUCAGUAAUUUGUAAUACAGUUAGUACUCAUAAGUCACUGACCUCUGUGGAGAAAUUUUUCCAAAGUACCAUGAACAGAAACAGAGAAAUCCCGCAAUAUGCGUGGUUAGACUGUAAAUGUUACGCGAGCUGUUAAAAAAUGGUCCCAUUUUGAGCCAUAUUUUUCAUAUUUUAAUUUUAUUUUGAUCUUACAACCAGAAAAAAAUAUUCAAUGAAAAGCUGUUUAUAAACUUUAAGUUCUUGCCAAAUAUCGAUGCGAUCUGAGUUUUAAUAAGUUCAUAAGAGCCAAACGAUGUGAGAUUCUUAGCCAUGUACACCAGUAGCGUGCGCCAGGCCUUGUCCAUUGUAAAGAAUUUGUAAAAGUACCCUCCCCUAGCCUCCACUCCAACUCACUUUUAACGAGAAGAAAACAAACAGCUUCAAAAGUGAAACUUGUAUAAUUAUUUCAGGCUGCCGGCACGUUAAAGAACAUUAAUGUAUAGGUAACCAUAAAAGCCAAAACAUUAUCUAGCUGGAUUUUUGAAAACGUACCUAAUUAAAAUAGACCUAUUCGGCUAACUCAAUGUUGUACCCAAUUCAAAUCUCCCGGGGCUAAGAUUCUUUGUGUAUUGUAUUUGCAUCAUAAUGUGGCAUUCUCAUUUAAAUGUAUGGAAAUUUCUGAAACAAAAAGUUUUAUUCCCAAAGGGUUUGAAUUGGGUACAACAUUGAGUUAGCCGAAUAGGUCUAUUGCAGUCAGUCUCGAGAGAAAAGGUAAAGGAAAAAAUAGAAAGAGCUAGGAGAAAGAAAGGAGGAGAAGUAAAAAAGCAAUGGCUGCAAUCUUAGUUUUUAUGUUGACUUCUCUGGAAAUAGUUUUUCAAGGAAAAAAAUUCGAGGGGAGAACUCUAUUUUGGCUGAGACAUUAUUCAAGAAUACAGCUAGAUAUAUAUUUUUCUUACCCUUGUGACUGACAGAAGUCUAAUGGAAAAGGAUAUAUUGUAAAAGCUAAUAAUCAAGCAAGGCUUUCAUUUUCCAGAUUUAAGGCCUUGACUAAAUUUGCUGUAAUUUACAGCUAACAACUCAUUCUAGUACUUUGUAAUUAAGCGCCGUGUUGUUUUGGGGUUCCUUGAAAGUAGCAUGGGCAUCCUAUGCAAUAGCCAAUAUGUUUAAUAUUUAUUCUUUUUGAAAAAAGAAAGACUUUCUUUAUCCCUGAAAACGAGGUACAGUUGAACCUUGAUUAUCCUGACUUGUUGGGACUUGAGUAAAUAGUCCGGAUAAUCAAAAAUAUGAAUUUUAAUGAGACAAAAAUGUAAACAUAGGGAAUAAAGAAAACAAAAUUGUGAAUUAGCUCUCACUUGAUUUAUGUAUGUACUGUAAGUAUCAUAUAUUUUCAAUCCUUCGCUUAUCUCGACGCUGUCGGUGAAUUUCAGGAUCUUCUCUUUGUUUUUCGUAUGCACGAGAUCUUCUGCUCGCUGAUUUUAACCUUGAGUGCUACAUUAAUUUUGUUCAUUUUUUGCCUUUCUCCAAAAGUGAAAUAAUCGUUUGCUUAUCCUUAAUUGAGAGAACAGACUGCUUUAGUUGUGUAGACGUAGCUGUGAUUUAAGUUUACGAUCGAUUGGUCUUGUGUUAACAUAAGCAACACAGAAUCAAGCAUGACAUUUAAUUUUCUUAGCAACACAACAACUGAGCCAAUCAGAAUUCAGCUGAAUGCAUCAGAAUAAUGGUUUAUCUCAUGCUUCUCUUGCUUUUUCAAAGUGAAACAUGGAUUAAAACAGUGUUUCAAACACACGUUUGGAAGGAUAAUUGAACUUUUAACUGUUUCCGUUUUUCAAGAUCACAUCUUAUUAAUAUUCAUGAAAAAAAACGGGACCAAGGAAACAAGUCUGGAUAAUUGAAAAGUCCGGAUAUCUGAGGUCCGGAUAAUCGAGGUUGGACUGUAGCAGGUAUUAUUUUUUCUCUAAGUUUUCCAUAAAAGUAACAAACACAUUUUGUGCAUUUUUUGUUUGAACAGAUAAUGGCAAAUAAUGUGGGUGUCCUGUGUUAAACGCUCAAAAUGCUUCAUGCUUAAUUUUGACAUGUUCCACUGAACGGAUUUUGGCAGAUUUUUAUUAUGUUGCUAGAUAUAGGCGUAUGGUAUUGAAAUCAAUUCUGUUGCAAUUAGGUUGAUGUUGAGCCUAAAAAAUGUCUAGAUUGCUAAAAAAAGGUUUCCAAAAAAAAAAUUAAAUACUAAAAUCUGAGAGAGAUGUUUUCAGGGGGCUCAAAAAGAAAAAAUCUGAGUACUCCCAACAGCAGUGGUGAGUAGUGCAGAUGCUCUACCUUAAACACCAGUAGUUACAUGUAGGUGGGCUAUAAAUUGACCUGUUUUGGUACCUCACAUUAUUAUACAGUAGUUUAACACCUGAAACUUAAUAAGUCAAAAAGAUUUAUUAAUUUAUUCACAGACUAAAACAGCUAGUAAACCACUCCAUUUUGUUUUGUUUACUUUCAGUUUUGGUUAUAAUUAUUAUUGUUAUCUGCUAAACUACUGAAACCUUAAUCUUUAAUGUAAACAAUAACGUCUUACCCGGCCUCCUUUAAAAAAUGUGCUCAUGUGCUCAUAACAAAAAUUGAAAGAAAAUAAAAGCAAGUGAAAUACUGCUUGAAUAGGAAUUGAAGAUUUGAAAGAAAUGAUUCUGUAAGCAAAAGGCAAUUCAGAUGUUGCAAUGUAGCCUGCAAGUAGAAAACGUGAUCAGUCACAGACAAGUCGCAAGGUGCUUGCUUUUUAUCAUGGAAAUUGACUAUUAGGGUUUUUAAACAACAAGGACAAAAAUGGUUGGCAUUGUCAGUGAUAAUAAGUAACAGUUUUAAACAAGGAAAAGGUGGUUUUUGGCAGAAAAAUAGAUACUUGUCUUUCUAGACAAGAACAACUCUUGGCUGUUUUGGCUGACAGGCGGGAGUGGGACAGACUCGUCAAAUCACACUUUAUCUAUUGGUCUUCAGAAAAAUUUACAAAUUUCAACAUGCCCUCAGUGGCUAAUCUUAGGCAGGACAUGUGUACAGAGUGAAUUACAAGAGAGAAAGAAGGAAUAGAAAAAUGAGAAACAGAAACCAUUAGUAUAUCUAAAAACAUCUUUUGUAAAUUUUUGCAUGAAUUAAUUAAACUGAAUAAUGCAAACACUAAUUUGCUGUCAGUCAUACCAGUUGUGUAUUAUGCACCUAUCAAUGUAAACCCCGUGGGGGGGGAGUGCAGGCAAGGGGUGGGGAUUUGACAAAUUUUAAAAUUUUUUGAUCAAAUUCCUUAGGGUGGGAAACGAAAGGUCAAUCAAAAGUGUCAAAAAACUCCCCACCCCAGGGGAAAAAUCUAAACAAACAAUACGAUAAUACUAUAUAAAACGAAUGAAAGAACAUUUCAAAAGUACGUUCUUACUACUUUUAUUUAUGGUUAACGUAAGCUCCGUUAAAUUACUCGCUGUUAUUAAGUAUUUUCUCUCUCCACUAGCAUCGCUUAUUUUGAACAACAUAAUCAUUCCAGGAAGAUUGACCGUGCUAUUAUAUUAAUGAAACGUAAAAUGCUUUAUAACAUCGGAUCAACAUGUCGGAACAGGUUGGAUCAGUAACCUGCAAAAAAUCCUCUGACUUUCAUGGUAGAAUUCGAUUUCAAUCGAGGUUUACAAUCAGAUGGGAAGUUGAAGAUAAAAACUUUCUCAAAAUAGACAUUAUCUGUUUAGAUGACAGUGUACAUGUAAAGUAUCGGAUUAUCGCGAUUAAAACAAAUGAAAACUUCAUAACUUUCUCCAACAGCGUGACUUUCAGAAAGCCUCAAGGGACAGACUUGGUUACCGCUUCUGAAUUGACACCAGGCUUCUAUCGGUCAAAGUCAAAUGUCCUGACACCGGGGUCGCUUCGAACGAUCAAAAGCCCGACACAGGGAUAGUCUCAGGCAUCAAAUCCCCACCCCUUGCCCGCACUCCCCCCCCUCGGGAUUUACAUUGAUGGGUGCAUUAGUAAUACUUGACAACUUAAUCACUUAAUCAAGUUUCCAGGAAAAAAGGAAGGUUAAAUUUACCUAGUACAAAAGCUUGUGGUGCUGACAUACAGCUAUUACUCUAAACUUUGGAGUUGCUAACCUGAAGGUGAAUGGACAUAACGCUGAGUCAGUUAUUGGCAGCCAAAAAUCUAGCUGCUGCUUAUAGAGAUUGUUAGAUUCAAUUUUGUUCCUUGACCAACAGGUUCCACAGAAAUUUGCAUGUAUAGUAGCUGUAACUGUGUACACUUUCUUGGGUGCAUAUUUUUUCUUUAGUUGAUAUCAUGGAGCUCAAACGGGACUGACCAUGGGUUUCUGAGGAUGAGGGAAACACAACCUGUAUGAAAAUUACUAGCCCCUCCAUAUUUUUGUUGAAUGGUAGCCUAUGAGAAAAUCAUUUUGAAAUAAUUGUUUUAAAUUUUUUUUACCCUAAAAAUAUGGGUGACACAGAGAGCUGGCUGCUGGCAAACUUUACCGGCUCAAAAAGGGGCUUACCACUGGCUUAAAUUACUCUGGAAAAAGAAGACAUAAGUUAACUUUGAAGGUACAGUUAAGGAGAAAGCUGGCUUGACUGAUAAAAAAGCCUCCUUAGCUUUUUCUUACCUAUGUUCCUACUGACGUAUUCUGUUAAAUGUGCCGUUUUAGACAAAAGGGGAAUAUGAGCUGUUUUAGGACUGUAGUUCUUAGUAUUUUUGUUAUUUAUUGCAGGCUUGAGGAGAAUCUUAAAGAAGACAGAACACAAGAAUUUUGGAAGCCACAAAUCUGGAUUACCCUUACAUGUUAG